Messenger RNA from Plasmodium coatneyi, 1848 nucleotides. RefSeq names its product KIR protein. The transcript is spliced from 3 exons. Lineage: Eukaryota; Apicomplexa; Aconoidasida; Haemosporida; Plasmodiidae. The record is from RefSeq and is a predicted model, not a curated record. The coding region runs from base 1 to 1848 and encodes 615 amino acids.
AUGGUAAGAGUAGGUAAUGGUGCGAUUAGUUUACCAUCAAAUCGGGUAUAUGACGAGUUUAAUGGGGGAUCCCAUGGGUGCGGUCUCUAUGGUUCAUCCGCAGCAACGGGGAAAAAUGCAUUGGAGAAAGCAUUAACAAGUUAUUCCGAUAUUAAGAGUAAUGCAGAGAAGAUUGCAAAUGCAUGGUGCUAUGUGUCCGGAAUGAACUCAAAUAAUCCACUCUAUAAUGAUCGUUGCUAUUUCUUUUAUUAUUGGUUGGGGGACAUAGUACGGAAAGAGAAGAAGGGCACAACUAAUUUUAAGGAUGUUAUGGACACAAUAUAUAGUACACUGAGCACAUGGGUCCCUAAUGUACAUUGUAUAAAUAUGUACCCGGACACGGCGAAGCAGCAUUUCAAGCAUAUGAAGCAAAUGUUCGACUAUUAUUACGACUUCAGUACUAUAUGCGCAUUAGUACAGCAGGAUCAGUCAAAUUAUACUAAGUACUCCAACUACGUAAAGGGAGUUUUUGAAGCAUAUAAUAGUAUGAAUACGUAUUGUGCGAGCAGGGGUUUGGGUAAACAGUACUGUAAGGAUAAUGCAAGUACACUUAAUACCAGGGGAAGUCCCGAGGAGUUCGAGGCAAAAUGCGAAUCGGAACAUGGACUGAAACCUAUAUCCCUGGCAGAAAUAGAAGGGGACCCAAAUGAAUUGCCCUCAGAAAAUGUAUAUGCCUUAUUUAAGGAAGACAACACCUGUACCACAUGGACCACUCGGGGGCGAGGAUGUAACCAGAGUGUAAAGGCUGCAGUGCAAAAUGGAUUAAGGAGCUUCAAUAUGGAAGACGAGAACUUAGCUGGUGAAAUUGUGAGGAACCAUUAUCGUGCAUGUAAUGGGAAGAAGAAAUUGGACGGCACCCCAUCCUAUUACGAUCCCUGUUAUUUUUUAUACUUUUGGAUUGGUGACCAAAUAAAGGACAAAUUGAACAGUCAUGAACUGAGCACAGUCAUGCAAACAAUUUAUGGAAAUUUGGCAAGUGUGUCAUGCACUAAUAAUUGUAGAAACACAUAUUCUCAAAUGGACAAAUCUAUAUUCGACCAGAGAAAAUUAAUAUUUGAUUACUCCUAUAAUUCUAGUAUUAUAAAUAAUGACUCAGAAGAUAAUAAGUAUUUAUGUAAUUCAGAAUGUACCACAUAUUUAGACCAACUUAAGGGAGCAUAUUCGAGUGUGCAAAGUAGUUGUAGUGAAACAACUGGGGCGGAUAUAUUUUGUAAUGAAUUUAAAGAGGAAUAUAAGAGCAACUUUGAUGAAAGUGGGACACCGAAAUUGCAAUGCCAGGCAACACCAAAGAAACCGUCUGCUGGAGAUGACUCCGACUUAGGAGACGCCGUGGUCGAUGGUGGUGUUCCAGGGGUAGGUGUUGCCCCAGGGGUAGGAGUUGCACCGGGAGUAGGAGUUGCACCAGGAGUAGGAGUUGCACCAGGAGUAGGAGUUGCACCAGGAGUAGGAGUUGCACCAGGAGUAGGAGUUGCUCCAGGAGUUGGGGUUGCACCAGGGGUUGAUGUUUCUCCAGGACUUGGAGUUACACCAGGUGGUAGCGGUGGUGAUGGUAUCGUCCCUGGUCCUGUGUCUGGCGCAUUAGCUGCAAUAGGAUUACCUGCCUUAGCAUACUUUUUUUACAAGUAUAAAUCACACCUCUUCCUCUCUUCCUUCAUUAAGGGGAAUAACUCCUCUUCUGGAGGAAGCAGAAGUAAAAGGUCCCUUAGGAGAGAAUUUAAUGAUUUUGAGGAGGAGGACGACGACAAUUCUUCUACAAAAUAUUCGUCAGAAUAUUCAAUUCCAUAUACCUCAUCAUCAUCGUCUAGAUGA